Molecule: messenger RNA, 2382 nt
Organism: Phytophthora sojae
Lineage: Eukaryota; Oomycota; Peronosporomycetes; Peronosporales; Peronosporaceae
Exons: 6
Coding region: 4-2382 (792 amino acids)
Biological process (GO): RNA processing; mRNA 5'-splice site recognition
Cellular component (GO): U1 snRNP; commitment complex; U2-type prespliceosome
Molecular function (GO): protein binding
Source: RefSeq, a predicted model, not a curated record
GUGAUGGAGGACACACUCGCGUUGGCGAGCCACGGCACGGAGUUCUUGGCCGCACGUUCUGUCGACCCGUGCACAAUAGAGCGUCUAGAAGCGUGCAAGCAAUACCGAGAUAAGGAACGCAAGAAGUUGGACGCGAAGGCUGCGGACUUGGUGCUAACGUGGAGAUGCCAGAGGUUCCCAACCCAGGGGAUGCCGCCGCUGGAGCUCAAUACCAGCGAGUACCUUAUUCCUGAGGUGCAGGCGCUACAUAAAGCCGGUGGGUCGGCGCUUCAGGCAGUAGCAGAGGUGAACGAAGACGCAUUGCGCGCUGAGAUUAAACGGUACUCGACGACGCUGCGACGGAGAGUGGAAGUACGGCGGCAAGAGUUAGUACGCGACCUGCAGCGCCAUCAACGCGAGCAGCUAGAGAUUAGAGAACGCAAGAAUGACCCCCCACCAAUCGCGUCAUUCCAAUUCCACGAGCUCACCAUGGAGACCCCCGCCGCGCUCCCGACUCCCGCCGACGCCGCCAACGGCUCCAGCGCCGAUGCAGCAUCCAACGCCACCGUGCCGACAGCCAAGACACCGCUGGAGCGACUCACGGAGGCGGUGGACAAGAACCCGCUGGACUUCAACUCGUGGGUCAGCCUGCUGGCGCUCGUGCAGAGCGAGGCUACGACGCCCCGCGAGACGGUGGAGGCCACGUACGACCGCUUCCUGGCGGAGUUUCCGCUGUGCUUCGGCUACUGGAACAAGUAUGCGCAGUACGAGUUUGGGCUUGCGAACAAGCUCACUGAGGACGGCUCGGGGACUGUAGCGACGCCUGAAGAGGCUAAGACGAAGGCGCGUGGGGUGUAUGAACGCGGCGUUGUGGCUGUUAAAUACAGCGUUGACAUGUGGAUGAAGUACUGCGAGUUCCUCAUCCACACGCUGCACAGCCCCAUUGACGAGACUCGACCAGUAUUGGAGAGAGCUGUGGCGGCCUGUGGAGCUGACCCCUUGGCUGGUCCACUGUGGGAGCUGUACAUUCAGGUCGAGACCGUCAACAACGACAUGCCGCGCCUGAACCAAGUGUUUAAGCGCAUCAUGCACCAACCGCUCCGCAACCUUGAGGAGUUUUGGGAGAAAUACAACCAGUUUGUGCUCGCUCAGCAACUGAGUGCUCUUGCAACACCCGAAGAGCAGAAAGCUCUUGCCGGUGAUGGAGAGGAACUCAUGGACGAGGGGCUGCUCCGCGUCAAGAUCGUGAACGCAGUGGAAGCUGUGAAAAACAAAGCGAUGGAGGAUAUCUACCGGCGCCAGGCGUUUGAAGCUGGAAUCGACCGUAGCUACUUCCAUGUGACCCCAGUUACCGAAGCCGCGAUGAAAAACUGGCACAGCUACUUGGAUUUUGAAGAAGCCGCGGGUAACAACGUGCGCUGCCAGACUCUCUACGAGCGUUGCCUGAUUUCCUGUGCAAAUUACGAGGAGAUUUGGCUGCGUUACGUUGCUUGGGUGGAAACUGUGCACGGUCUUGAUGCUGCGGACGCUGUUUUCCAGCGCGCGGUGACGAUCUUCCUCAAGUACCGUGCAUCGAUCUACUUGGAGUAUGCAUCUUUCUUGGAGGCCCAUGAAAAGCUGCAGAAGGCCCAGGGUGUGUACAUGCAAGUGCUCUCUGACGUGGCACCGAAGCUUGCAGAAGCUUUCCUGCACUACUGCAACUUCGAACGAAGACGCGGGGAUGUCGAGACGGCCAAGACAUGGUAUGAGAGGGGAAUGGAAGCCGUCGAGAACGAGUCGGAUGUCUACGCGUAUGUGUCAACCGCUUAUGCCACGUUCCUUCACAAGAACGUUGGUGACGCAGCGCUAGCUCGCUCGGUGUUUGAACGAGCCGUUCAGAAGCACAGUGAGUCCGUGCUGCUCUGGCUAAACUUCAUCCAUUUCGAGAUCAACGUGGGUGGGGACAAUGCAGAGCUCGUCCCUCGGGUUGCCCGCGCCUACGAUCUCGCGCUUGAAGAUUCUUGCAAUCUCACGAUGGAUGAAAAGAAUGACUUGUGGUUCCAGUAUGUGGAGUUCAUGGAGAAUUACGCUAGCAGCGUCGCGAAAGUGCGUGACGUGCGCAAAAGGGAGAUGUCAUGGAAGCUUAAGAAUGCUCAGUCACGUAACCGAACGAUUAAGGUGUUGACCUUCCAGUCGGGAUCGGAGGGUGAUAUUGGCGGGUACAACUCCAGCGUUGAACCAGGGAUGAAGCGUGCGCGCUACACAGCUCCGCAGACUUCGGCAGUGCUUCCAACUGCAGCAGCAGCAACGACAGAAGCAGCAGCGGUGACGGCGACAUCGGCGGCUGCGGCCUACUACCAAGGCUACCAGGUAAAUUCUUGCUUUUGCUUUUCCCCCCGCUAUUGCGUGCGUUUAUUGAUAUGA